AUGAAAUUGCUGAUCUUCCUGGCGGCUCUGACCACCUGCUUGGCCAGAGAUAUCCCAUCCAACUUGCAACGAUUCUACGAUACAGUCAAGAAUGCGGGUCCCUGCACGGGUGACAAUCUUUUACAAGAUGGCUUCUUCGACCAGGACGACAGCACCAACGAAUGGAAUUACUGUGACAGGAACUUCACCGGCCGCGGACUCUACAUCAAAGGUCCAGGCACGGACCUAGCUAACAUGGACAUUGACUGCGAUGGGGACCAGCAAAAUCCCGAUCCGCGCUGCCUGGGAUCGAGCGAUACUCAGCCCGCGACGGCCUUCCGGCGCCAGGUGCAGCAGUUAUCCAACAUCACCGACCUAAACGCUUCGAUCCACCCUUAUGUUGUGUUGGGAAAUGUUGGGGAUGUGACUUUCGAUCCUCGCGAUCACGGCAUCGAACCGCUUAGCGUGGUGGCUGUCGUCUGCGGAGGCCAGCUGAUUUACGGCAUCUGGGGCGAUAUCAACGGAAACGAUGCCAUGCCUCUGGUGGGCGAGGCGAGUCUAGCGCUAGCGACCGCGUGCUUCGGAGAUAGCAUGACUAGCAGCAAUGGGCACGAUGAACCCGAUGUGCUGUAUCUUGCAUUCGCGGGGCCCAAUGCAGUGCCGCGAACCGCUAACUGGGCUGCGAGAUCUUAUGGGGAAUUCGAAGCGAGUAUCACGGCCCUAGGAGAUGCAUUAGUGGCCAGAGUAUAA
Messenger RNA from Aspergillus chevalieri, 729 nucleotides. Its product is annotated as glycoside hydrolase family 75 protein. The record is from RefSeq and is a predicted model, not a curated record. Gene Ontology annotation, molecular function: chitosanase activity. The coding region runs from base 1 to 729 and encodes 242 amino acids. Lineage: Eukaryota; Fungi; Ascomycota; Eurotiomycetes; Eurotiales; Aspergillaceae. The transcript has a single exon.